GUGGGUUAUAAAUGAGUAGAUUUAGUCACGUGAUUAGGACCGACAUUGUCAAUAUUUUAUUUCUUAUUGCGUGUUAGACUUCUGCUGUCAGCUGUUGUGUGCUAACAGAAUGGCCCUUCCACCUGCACCAUUUCCACCAAUAAGACAGCCAGAGAUCAAAUAUACACAGUUGUUUAUAAAUAAUGAGUUUGUUGAUGCUGUCGGUGGUAAAACCUUCCCAGUUUAUAAUCCAUCAACCGAACAGAAAAUAGCAGACGUGUCUGAAGGAGAUAAGGCGGAUGUUGAUAAAGCAGUGAAUGCAGCCAAAGCAGCGUUCGAAUUUGGGUCACCAUGGCAACAAAUGGAUGCCAGUGGCCGUGGUCGACUUCUGCUAAAAUUGGCCGAUUUGAUAGACAGAGACGCAGUUUAUUUAUCGAGUUUAGAGACGUUUGAUAAUGGUAAAAUAUUUAAAGAAUCUGUAUAUGUGGAUUUAUUUGGUAGUAGUGGUGUUUUAAGAUAUUAUGCUGGUUGGUGUGACAAAAUACAGGGCAAAACAAUACCAAUAGAUGGUAAUUUCUUUUGUUAUACCAGACGUGAACCAGUAGGAAUAUGUGGUCAGAUUAUACCAUGGAAUUUUCCAAUGCCAAUGAUGAUGUGGAAGAUUGGACCAGCUUUAGCGUGUGGAAAUGUUGUAGUUCUAAAACCAGCGGAACAGACACCUCUCAAUGCACUUUAUAUAGCUUCACUGAUAAAAGAGGCUGGAUUUCCACCAGGUGUAGUAAAUGUAAUACCAGGUUAUGGUCCAACUGCUGGUGCAGCCAUUACAAAUCAUCCAGAUAUCAAUAAGAUUGCGUUUACUGGGUCUACAGAGACAGGAAAAUUAAUAAUGAAGACGGCAGCGGAAACAAUGAAACGUGUAACAUUAGAAUUGGGUGGUAAAAGCCCGAUAGUUGUAUUUGAUGAUGUUGAAGAUAUUGAUAAAGCAGUAGAGAUAGCACACGAAGCUGUUUAUUUUGCUGCUGGUCAGUGUUGUGCUGCUGGUUCGAGAACCUAUGUUCAUGAAGCUAUUUAUGAUGAAUUUGUUAAGAAGACAGUGGAGAGAGCAAGAAAUAGGACUGUUGGUGACCCAUUUAAUGAUGACGUAGAAAUGGGGCCACAGAUCGAUUCAGUUCAGUUUGAUAAAAUUUUAAAUCUGGUAGAAAGUGGUAAAGAAGAAGGUGCCGUAUUAGAAUGUGGUGGAAAAAGACAUGGAACUACUGGAUAUUUUAUAGAACCUACAGUAUUCUCUAAUGUUACAGAAAAUAUGCGGAUAUGUCGAGAAGAAAUUUUCGGACCAGUUCAAACUCUAAUGAAGUUUAGUACAAUGGAAGAGGUAAUAAAGAAGGCCAAUGAAUCAUGCUAUGGUUUAGCGGCUGGAAUAUUAACUGGAAGUAUAGAUAAAGCUUUACAGUUUACCAGUAGAGUUAAAGCUGGUACUGUAUGGGUUAAUUGGUAUAAUUUCCUGACGUCACAAACUCCGUUUGGUGGAUUCAAAGAAUCUGGUAUUGGUCGAGAAUUAGGGGAGGACUCCAUUAAUGCUUACACUGAAACUAAGACGGUAACAAUUAAAACGUCAGGCAAACUUUAAACAGACGAUUGUGACGUCAGCCAAAUUUAAAUGGAUAAAUUUGACGUCAGCCAAAUUUUGAUGAAUUGGAUGUUAAUUGCGUAAUUUUUAUUUCCGACUAUAACAGAAACUGUGCCUACAUGAGUUGUUAUCAAAUUUAAUACACACGUUUUUGUCUUACGAACUUUAUUUCGUGUGAUUUACUUCGGUAUCUAAUGCCAUAAUUGUAGGCCUACAUGUGAUAUCCGUAUUUUUUAUUGUCGAAUGUAGACCUAUAUAUAGAUUGUUUUGUACUUUUUGUAUGCAUGGUUAUUUUCAUCAAGUUGUUCUUGUAAAGCGUCAUAUAGCAGUCAAACUUAAUGAAUGUCCAUCUCUAUAGAAAACAAUAAGGGCCAUGAUUGUUAUUGUUUUAUUAAUUGAACUACAUAAAAUUGCUUGUUGGUCGCAGUCAUCUCUUCGGUUGUUAAGAAUUUUUAUUCUUAAAGGGACAUUAGGUAAGAUUAGAUAAAGAGCUGACAGUUCUUGCUAUAAUAGUUAAAAAUAGAUAAUGAAAGGAGAAUAGGCUGAAAAUUUCAGUCGAACUGCUUCACAGGGUUUUGAUUAAAGGCAAUAACUCCAAAUAAAUAGACAUCCUCGUCGCUUAAACAUAAGCAAUGUGUCUGUACGGCACAAUGAGUAGGGUCGCCUGCCUAAUUUUGGGGUUUCUCCUUCCAUUGCUGAAAACAUGUGCGAAUCAUUGGGAUAACAGAUAUAUCAUACUGAACUUACAUUCGAUUCCCUCCUGUACAGCACAGAGAGUCACCUGUCUAACCUCGGGUGUUUCUCCGGAUUACCCGUUCCCCGAAUGAUAAUAUCUAUAUUAUAGUUAGGUUCGACCUCUCUGUCAACAAAUUUAAUUCUUUAGUAUACUGAAUAUAAGAUUCCUGUUUGAAUGGGAUUCCAUUAACUUAAGAAUUAUAGAUUUAAGAUUUAACUGCAACACAAGAAUACAAUCAUUCGUAAUUUUGAUUCUAUGUACAGACAAGUGAGAAUUAGUCUUGAAACAUCCAAAAUAUUCACCUCGGCCCUCGCCAGAGCUCGAUGCCUGAACAUUUUAUAGUCGACAGUCAGAUUUGUUAUUACAGUUAUUAUAUGAUCUGUAUUCGAUUUAAAAGUAAAAUUUUCAAGGUAUGUCAUUGCCCGAUUACAACAACUUUAUAUUAUCUAAUUAGGAAAUGAAAUUUUAAAUGUAGAGUGAUACAUGAAAUAAACAACAUAUUAUUCGCAUGAGACAAUCUCUACCGCUAACUUGUUGGGAGCUUAUAACUUAUGAGGUUGAAAAGACUGUCAUCAUAUAUGAUUUAAUACAAUAUUAUCUCAACUUGCAUAAACUCAUUCAUUUUAUUUCCAUUACUGUCACACCUGUAAGAUAUACAACGGAAAUGAAUAAUAUAAAUAAGUAGACCAGGAAUUAUGCUUGAAUAUUUUGGGUGGAGACAUCUUAGGACUAUACCAACAUUUCUUUACCAAUCCCAUUCCUAUCAUUAUCUAAGAUUGCCAGCUGUAUGUUUGCCGUCAUUUGUUAUCACAGAAUGAUAGGCUAAAUCUUAUUUUUGAUAACAAAAAAACCAAAAAAAAAACCAAAUGAAAAAAAAUAGCUUAUUCCACAAUCUACUUGUAUAUAUGCUGCCUCAAAAAACCCAAACUUAAAAACCCACACAACAUAAUCUGAAUUUUACCUGUGUGUUGUGUUCGAUAAUAUGAGCGCAUAUUGUUCUGAUAUGUUCGCCUUGCUUCCACUGCCCCUGGGGAGUUAGGUGGCCGAAUCGUCUAACGGGUGAGCAUUAGGGCAUUAGAUCAUAAGGUUUGUCACUGAGUCAAGUGGCGUGGUUUUGAUCCCACCCUUGUACGUGACAAGGAAUAAAGUCGCCAGUCUAACCUGCGAAUCACGACACGUCGUAUUAGUUGAUUGAAACUGCCCACGUUCCCGGGCUAUCUCAUGACAUUUCAAAAUUAUAUGACACUUCCCCCAAUCCGUAAUAUUGUAGCCUCGAUUAUCAAAAACAGAUCACAUUGUUUCUCCCAUUGCUAAAGACCCCUACGAGCAAGCUAAUGUCAGUCCCGAAAUGAAAUAGUUUCUGUCAAGUGGGCGUUGAACCCCAUUUCUCUCCCGUUCUCUCUCACCCGACCCUUCCUCAUAACGUGCACGAUAUAAAAAGAAAUCUGUUAUACGCGAUCGUUUUCUACUCUUCUCCUGAUAAGAGCUUACUACACAUUUUCAUAGGCCCGUGGCCACUCAAGUGAAUAAAGAUAAUACUACUACCA
Patella vulgata (common limpet) is the source of this 3889-nucleotide messenger RNA. RefSeq names its product aldehyde dehydrogenase 1A1. Gene Ontology annotation, molecular function: aldehyde dehydrogenase (NAD+) activity. The transcript is spliced from 14 exons. NCBI's taxonomy places the organism in Eukaryota, Metazoa, Mollusca, Gastropoda, Patellidae. The record is from RefSeq and is a predicted model, not a curated record. The coding region runs from base 110 to 1606 and encodes 498 amino acids.